Molecule: messenger RNA, 2565 nt
Organism: Folsomia candida
Lineage: Eukaryota; Metazoa; Arthropoda; Collembola; Entomobryomorpha; Isotomidae
Gene: Septin4
Product: septin-2
Exons: 8
Coding region: 26-1726 (566 amino acids)
Biological process (GO): regulation of exocytosis; cytoskeleton-dependent cytokinesis
Cellular component (GO): synaptic vesicle; septin ring; cell division site
Molecular function (GO): GTP binding; GTPase activity; molecular adaptor activity
Source: RefSeq, a predicted model, not a curated record
CUAGGGUCAGAUCACAUUACUCAGAAUGUCGCACAGUCACAGUUCCAACUAUGCCCAACCCUACCACCACCGACCCCCUUUUAGCAGUUCCGGCCCCACCGUGUCCACUGACCGUCCUGCCACUUUAAAUCUGCAGGGCAAGGCGGCAGGCCCUGCGAAUAGUACGAAUUCCAAUCCCACCGGGCUUGGCAUGCCGUCUCUUCCGCACAAACCAACCCGUUACACCCCCGUCUACCCCACCCUCAUGAUGCCCACGAACAAUCCCACCAUUUCCAGUGGGGCUGGAAGUAAAUCCUCCUCCUACUCGAGUCUCACGUCAUCCACGCCAUAUUCUGCGUACACGCGACAACCCCAAAAUGCCACCACGACGACGAAUCAGCCACUGCAACCCCUCACGGCACAACUUCCCCCCAAAACCUUAAACACGUACGAAUCUCGGCACCAGUACUACCAACCAGCUCAGCGGUUGCAACAGUACCCACCCAGCCACCCAUCCGUCACGAAUUUGUCGAACGUUUCGAGUAAAAGUGCCCAAAAUCUGGGAGGGGGUGACUCCGUUCCGGACGUGUUCUGUUUGUCAUGUCCGCCAGCAGAGUUUAAAUUCUCGGAUGCAUAUCGAGCUAAAACAUUGCCUCGUGUAGGAAAAGAGAACGAGCGGCUGAUCGGAUUCGCCACGUUGCCGGAGCAAGUUCACAGGAAGUCGGUGAAGAAGGGGUUCGAUUUUACCCUCAUGGUCGUGGGAGAGUCGGGGCUGGGAAAAUCGACACUUAUCAACAGCCUGUUUCUGGCGGAUUUCUAUAAUGAUAGGAAACUUCCCACCGUGUCGGACCUCAUCAAAAAGACGACUUCAAUUCAACAGCAUACGAUCGAGAUUGAAGAGAGGGGAGUCAAGUUGCGUCUCACGGUGGUGGACACGCCAGGCUUUGGGGACUCCAUAAAUUGUGAGGAGAGUUGGAAAACAUGUGUCGACUACAUUGACGACCAGUUUCACCAAUACUUCCAAGCAGAAAGUGGUCUUAACCGGAAGCACAUUCAGGACGGGCGGGUCCAUUGUUGUCUCUACUUUAUCCCGUCGUAUGGACGAGGAUUACGCCAACUGGAUAUCCAAUCCUUAAAGACGUUACAAACCCGAGUCAACAUAAUUCCCGUCAUUGGAAAAUCAGACAUAUUAACCCCAACGGAAGUGAGGACGUUAAAAGAUUCGAUUUUAGAAGAUUUGAAAUCUAACCAUAUUCAGAUUUACCAAUUUCCCGACUGUGAUGAAGAGGAAGACGAGGAAUUCAAAAAGCAAGAUCGCGAACUCAAAGCGGCAAUUCCAUUCGCAGUGGCGUCGAGCGAUACGUUUGUUGAAGUUGCUGGAAAAAGGUUCAGAGGACGCGUCUACCCCUGGGGAAUAGUCGAAGUCGAAAAUCCCAACCACAGCGACUUUGUCAAACUGCGUACAAUGCUCAUCCAAUCUCACAUGCAUGACUUGAAAGAAACAACGCAAGAAUUACACUACGAAAAUUUCAGGGCGAGAGCAAUCGCUCAAAUUUCACAAAAUCCACACAACAAGGAACGAAACAAAUUGAAGAGAGAAUCUUCUUCCGAUGUGGCCCAACAGCAAGACAUGUUAUUACAGAAGGAGGCGGAAAUUAAGCGGAUGCAACAAAUGAUUUCAAAAAUGGAAGCAAAGCUCCGUGCCGCCGGUCAGCCGCAGAAUCGUGGCGAGUCCAUUGACAUUUAAAGACAACGACGACUACAUUAUUAACGUAGGACGUAUCAUCAAAAUAGUAAAAAUCAGCACAUUUUUGGUCAUUUCUCGGCUUUAGAAAUUUGUUUUAAAAUUUUUAACGCCGAAUUUGUAGAGCAGGUCAUUGCCAAUUAAGAAAAAUAUAGACUCCAGACUAUGAAAAUUAUUGAAGGAGGAGAUCUCAAUUUUAAGAAGCCUUCAGAAAAAUAGUCACUCAUCGAAGCUGGCUUAAAAACCUUACCACCAUUCUAUUAAUCAACUUCCUGACUAUAAAUUAGUCGUCUGGAAUUUUUAAAUAAAUUCCCAGGGCCCAGGAAUGAUUAAAAUGUGUUGAUUUUGACUAUUUUAGUGACAAGUCAUCCAGACCUACGUUAAUAACAAUAUAACAUUCUAAGUUCUAGUCGAAUACAUACAAUUUAGACGACUUUGAUAAGUUUCAGCUUAUCCAAGAAUUUCAUUCCAAAAAAUGAUUAUUAUGUACAAUGGAUUAUUUAUCAGACAUUAUAAUCCAACCAAGCAUCGAAAUCUUACAGCUUUAACAUGGCAAUAAUAAUUAGCUCAUUUUUUAAAAAUAGCGACGCUGUUCAAUAUAUAAUAGCAGAGUAACGAAUCAUGUUCAAAUUAGUUGUAAGUUAGCAACUUGAUUGUUAUUAUUAUAAUCAUCGACACGGCGUGUUGAUGCACUUAUGUAAUACUGCCAAAGUCUAUGCAAAACUGGCCUCUGUGUGUAAAAACAUGUAGUUAAUUAAUGCUAAACAGAUUAUUUAGCCCAUCACCUUUAAUUACUGUAUACGGCCUCUUAAAGUUCAAUAAAUUUGAUGCUGAAUAAAAUA